AUGGUGGCCAAGGACGGGGAGAAGCUGCCAAUGGCUGAUGGUCAGGCCGGGGUGAGCGGUGUGACCAAGGGACCGAAUGAGCUGAAGGUGGCUGACCUGGGAACCCCACUGAGCAGGAUGGAGGUUUCGGGCGUGGCACUGCUCCUGCUGAGCCUGGAGCUGAGCCUGGUCUCUGCCCAGGACUUCUACCUCCAGAGAAUCCUGUGGAGAAACCAUGACAUCUCCAAGGUUUGGGGGACCUGGUAUUCUAUUUCCAUGGCCGCAGACGACAUGAGGCGGAUAGAAGAAGACGGGGAUCUGAGGGUCUUCAUGCAGAGUAUCGAAAGCUUAGAAAAUGGUGGCCUGCAGUUCAGCCUCCACCUCAUGUUGCAUAACGGGUGCGUGGAUGUGGCCAUGGUCUGUGAUAAAACGGGUAAGAGCAGGGAAUACACCAUCACCUACUUGGGGUAGAACCUGCUGCAGGUCUCGGAGGCCAACUACCUGCAGUACGUACUGCGGAACUUCAGGAACGGGACGGAGACGCAAGUGCUGGCGCUCUACGGACGGUUCCCAGAGCUGAAACCCAGCUUCCUGGACAGAUUUGAAAAAAUCUGCAAAUCACAUGGACUUGGCCCAGAAAAUAUCGUCGACCCCAGCAACACCGCAGCCUCGUACCAGGUCACCCUGCUCCUGCCCUGCCCGACGACCAUCUGUGUCAUCCUGCCCCAGCAGACACCACCUGUGCUGGUCCAGGUGGCUUACCUGGGCCACCCGACCCUCCCGCCACCCCACCCCAAGGCCUCUGCCCACAACCCUGGCUGCUCCCUCCAAGACCAACCCCUUCGGGAGGCCCCCAACCAGCCACUGCAGAAAGACGAAUGA
Molecule: messenger RNA, 861 nt
Organism: Delphinapterus leucas (beluga whale)
Lineage: Eukaryota; Metazoa; Chordata; Mammalia; Artiodactyla; Monodontidae
Source: RefSeq, a predicted model, not a curated record